GGGGUGUUUUUAGAAAUGCAACCGGCUGCUGGGUGGUUGAUUUUGCAAAACUAGCACAUGCAAAUGGCUCCCUUGCAGCAGAAUUAAAAGCACUACGAGAAGGGCUACGAACAGCAAAUGAAUGGAAUCUCUUCCCACUUGAGAUUGAGACAGACUGCUCAGAGGCUAUCCAGGCAAUACAACAUGGUAAUAAAUUACUUAACAAAAUUGUUAAUGAUUGCAGGUCCUUAAUGCACCAGCAGAGAGUUACUCUCCAACACACUUUCAGGCAGGGGAAUAGGAUUGCCCACACACUAGCCAAAGAAGUUCUAGGAAGGGAAAACAAGCCUCAGGGAUUGGCAGGAAGCAGCAAAGCAGUGAAACCCGCAAAAAAGUUUUAG
Messenger RNA from Nicotiana attenuata, 380 nucleotides. RefSeq lists its product as uncharacterized. The annotation marks the transcript as partial. The record is from RefSeq and is a predicted model, not a curated record. Gene Ontology annotation, molecular function: RNA-DNA hybrid ribonuclease activity; nucleic acid binding. The transcript has a single exon. Lineage: Eukaryota; Viridiplantae; Streptophyta; Magnoliopsida; Solanales; Solanaceae.